Phycomyces blakesleeanus NRRL 1555(-) is the source of this 1152-nucleotide messenger RNA. RefSeq lists its product as hypothetical. The coding region runs from base 1 to 1152 and encodes 383 amino acids. NCBI's taxonomy places the organism in Eukaryota, Fungi, Mucoromycota, Mucoromycetes, Mucorales, Phycomycetaceae. The record is from RefSeq and is a predicted model, not a curated record. The transcript has 4 exons. Gene Ontology annotation, cellular component: microtubule organizing center.
AUGUCUACAACUCCUUGUCAUCGGAUACCAACUCUUUCUUGUCACUCACUUGGUAAUACCAACAACAGCAACAGCAACAGCAACAGUGGCAGAAGCAGCAUUAUAAGUAGAAGCAGCCAAGAAGGAUCUCAUCGAGCAGCCCUACUCGGUUGUGAAAGAGAUGAUGGUAGUGUCAUAAGUCUCCCUAUGGCAUCACCCAAAUCCUCUACUUCCUUUCCGUCCUCUUUCCCUUCCCCUUCCCCUUCACCGUCCCCUUCACCAUCUAUGUCUCUCUAUUCUUCGUCACCAUUGUCAUCAUCGUCUUUGUGUGCAAAGCUAUCAACAAUGUCAGCCUCUGCUUCAGCUUCGGCUUCUAUAUCCACAACAUCUCACCCGUCUCCCCGAAGAUUCUACUCUUCUCACCUUGGAAGACCUCCUGGCAGUAACACUAAUAAUGGUAGUAGCCGUCAGACAAACUCCCCUAUCAAAAAACCCUUGAUUGUACAACAAACACACACCUCAGGAUCAAACAAGACCACGCCAAUGAAAGAGUUGGAAAAAAUGAUGGCAGACAUUAAAAAGGAAAACUUUGAUCUCAAAUUAAGAUUAUAUCACCUGGAAGAAAUCCUGGUUAAAGAUGUGGAUCAACAGUUGAUAGAAGAGAAUCACAGGUUAACCUUGGACCUCGAGGAUAAGACUGAUCAAGUAGAUGCACUUGAACACGCCUUGUCUCCUUUUCUAUCUGUCCAGGCACGUUCAAUUGGAACCCAAACCAAUCCGGUGACCCUCCGUACUACUUGUGAUGACACUCAUGAUGAUGACACCAACAGCACCAACAGCAACAGCAACAUAAACGACACCGAGAAUAAGGUUAAUUUAUCUCUUCAAAAACCCGAGGUCUAUGGGUCUUCCUCGGAGUCAUACCAUGCAGUGUUGGAUGCAAUGCAUGAUCUACACAUCACUCAGCAAAAAAGCAAUCGGCUUGAUCAGACCAGUGAUCCGUCACCACCACUCCCACCAAUACAAAAAGAAACAAGCAAAGAGAAAAGGGACAAGACAACAAAUGCUCCAGCUAUGGAAGGAAAUGAUGGUCGUAUCAGAGGUUGGCUAAACCAGCUGGUUGAAAGCAAGAUGAAGCAACAUAAAAUAAUUCAUAAAGAGGAUACCUUUUAA